AUGAGCAAGGCAGGCAACCCACAGAGACGCACCACCUACCUCAUUUCCCUCACUCUAGUGAAGGUUGAGGCUGUGCCAGAGGAUGUAGCAGGGAACCAGAAGGAGGCUCUUCCAGAGGGGGAAGGGAGCCCUAAGAAGAAGGAGGAGGAGGAGCAGGAGGAGGAGAAGGAGGUGAGCAAUGCCCCUGAAAAGGAGGAAGGACCUGUAUGUACACAAGUGGUCGAGAAAGAAACCACACAGUUGGAGGAAGAAGUGGAACAGGUGCUGGUCAAAUAUGGCAGCCCUGUUGAGAGGUGCAGGAAGGCUGAGAGGAGGGAAACUCAUGGACACCAGAAAGACAUUGUGUCAGUGGGAAAGAGCAAAGACACUUCUUUCGUACAUCCGCCUGCUCGGCAAAUGGUCAAAGUGUACGGAGGGACUACCUCCGAGGGGACGGUGCGCCGAGAGGGGCCUCGCUCAGAUGCCAUGCGCCCCAAGACGGAGCUCUACAGAGAGCCGCCCAUGCUGUUCCUAAAAGGGGAAAAUGGAGCGGACCUGAACAGCCGCUCGCGUUGCAGCCUCCCUUUCUCCAUCCCGCCACAGGUCAGCCAGCGUCCUGAAGUCCUGAUGAGGUCACAUGCAGGAGGCAACUCCGCAUGCUGGAGGGAACUCAGAGAGGCCAAUACAAGCCUGUACCACUCUGCUAAGACUCUGGAUCGAAGGGAUAACCGAAUGGGGGACCAGUCCCCCUUAAUGGCAGCUACAACUCUGGGGCCUUACAGGGCGUCCUGGGCUGACAGCGAUGGCAGGGGCACGCUCAUUCGCCCCGGAGCUCCCAUCAGCGGAGGAUUUUCAGGCAUAAUGACCAGGGACAGUCCUCAGGGGGAGAGAUUUAAGACGGUGUCUAUUUCCCUGUCUGCUCCUCCUGCCACUGACUUGUCCAAGCCUCAAAGAAAAGGUACAAGUCGUACCCUGGACAACAGCGACCUACAUUCCCUCUCCGAGGACCUGAAGAGGGGGAAGGAGGGCCAGGGAGGAACAAUCCAGCGAGCUCCUCCCCGCGACCGAAAGAUGCUGAAGUUCAUUAGUGGCAUUUUCACCAAAAGUACAGCUGCGGCGCCCAGUUCCAGCUCUGCACCUCCCCUCUAUCCAGCUGUGGAGCGGGGCUCGAGUGAGGAGGAAGCUGCAUGCACCAGCAGUCAAGAAUGGACCAUGAGCCAAACAAUGCAGGAGCUUCACCUGGGUGUUUUGGGAGGUCUGUGCAGUGGGAAGUCGGCUCUGGUCCACAGACACUUGACAGGAAGUUACCUGCAGCUGGAAAACGCUGAGGGGCGCCAGUACAUUAAGGAUGUCCUGGUUGAUGGACAGAGCCACCUGUUGGUAAUCAGAGAAGAGACAGAACUCCCAGGUGCUCAGUUUGCAAGUUGGGUGGAUGCGGUUAUCUUGGUCUUCAGCUUGGAAAAUGAGGCCAGCUUCCAGGAAGUUUACAAAAUCUACCACCAGCUCGCUGUCCACCGGCCUGUUUCUGAGAUACCUUUCAUAGUAGUCGGGACUCAGGAUAAGAUCAGCAGCACCAACCCCAGAGUUAUAGAUGAUGCCAGGGCCAGACAGCUCUGCUCAGAUGUGCGGCGCUGCACUUACUAUGAGACCUGCGCAACAUACGGCCUCAAUGUGAACAGAGUCUUCACUGAUGCUGCUCAGAAGAUCAUGGCAGCCAAGAAGCAAGCUGCUCUGCUGGCUUCCUGUAAAUCUCUCCCGAACUCUCCCAGUCAUUCUGGAGGCUCCACCCCAGUGUCAGGUGUCUUUCCAGGACAGGCCAGUAACGGUGGUCAGAGCAGCGAUUACUCCUCAUCACUUCCCUCCACUCCUGUGAUCAGCCAUAAGGAGAUCGGCAGGACAGCGAGAGGGGAAAAACAGGAAAGUGCCACACCCGGGUCUGUCCGCAGUGCCACCCGGAGACGCACCUCCAGAUUUGCGGGCCGGAGAGGCAGUGACUCAAACAGAAGGAGUGCAGACUGUAAGGGCGAUCUGGGCAGUGGACGCUCCAUUCCCAUCAAACAGGGCAUCUUGCUGAAGCGCAGUGGGAACUCGCUCAACAAAGAGUGGAAGAAGAAGUAUGUCACGCUGUCCAACGACGGCAUACUGUCCUAUCACUCCAGUGUCAAUGACUACAUGCUGAAUGCUCCUGGGAAAGAGAUGGACCUGCUGAGGGUGACGGUGAAGGUGCCAGGAAAGCGACCACCUCGUGCUGUACCCACUUGCGGCCUUCCAGUCGGCCUCAACGGACGGGUUAAAGAUGUGCCGGGAACCGAGGGUGUCAGCCCAGUCCCUGUGAGCACCAGCAGCCUCCUGCAAGUGGAGGAAAUGGAAGGAUUGGGUGGUGCAUUGUUCCUAAGGAGCAACAGAGGCGUGCAGCGAUGUCCCUCUACACUAUCUAACCAUGCUCAAAGUGUUGACUCUGCAGUCGAUGGUGUGUCCAGCUCCUCCUCUACCAAAGAUGUAGGCUCCUCAUCCCCGGUGACAGACAGGAAGAAGCAUCGCAGGAAGAAGAGUAUGAACCAGAAAGGAGAUGCAACCAUUGGCCAAGCAGAUGCCAAGCGGAAAAUGUGGAAACUUAAAAGUUUUGGUAGUUUAAGAAACGUAAGCAAGACAGAUGAGGAUAACUUUGACUUCCUCAUUGUGUCGAGCACUGGCCAGACUUGGCACUUUGAAGCCCAGAGUGUGGAAGAAAGGGACUCCUGGGUCCAAGUCAUUGAGAGCCAGAUCCUGGCCAGCCUGCAGCUGUGUGAGAGCAGCAAGAACAAGGCUCGCAAGAACAGCCAGAGUGAAGCAGUGGCUCUGCAGGCGAUCCGCAACGCAAAGGGAAACAACUUCUGCGUUGACUGCGAUGCUCCAAAUCCAACCUGGGCCAGUCUGAACCUGGGCGCUCUUAUAUGCAUCGAGUGUUCAGGGAUCCACAGAAACUUGGGGACCCACCUGUCGCGGGUUCGCUCGCUGGACCUUGAUGAUCUGCCGCGGGAGCUCACGCUGGUUCUCAGUGCCAUCGGCAACCACAUGGUGAACAGUAUAUGGGAGGCGCGCACACUGGGCCGCCGUAAACCGGCACCUGAUGCUACACGCGAGGAGCGGGAGUCAUGGAUCAGGGCCAAAUAUGAGCAAAAGCUGUUUGUGGCGCCGUUGCCUCCUCCAACUCCUGGCGAGGGCCCAGACAUCACGCUCUCCGGCCGUCUUCUCUUGGCAGUGAUGGAGCACAACCUCCCCAAGCUGCUGCUCCUUUUGGCCCACUGCACUAAGGAGGACAUUAACGCCCCUCUCAGCCUGGCGCUCUCCUCCAGGUCGCUCUUAGCGCUGCGACUGCCCGGCUCUGCCCUGCACGCUGCCUGUCAGCAGGCUGAUGUGGUGAUGACGCAGCUUCUUGUUUGGUAUGGCUGUGAUGUUCGGUACCGGGACGCUCAGGGGCAGACAGCUCUGGUUCUGGCUCGCAGUGCUGGCAGCCAGGAGUGUGUUGACAUCUUGCUCCAGCACGGAUGCCCAAAUGAACCGAUGGCCACGGUCGGUUUCGCAGCAGCCGCAACGUCCAGCUUCCCCGCAGCCAUGACGCCGAGCCUGACAGUUGCCACGACACUCAAGAUCUCGCACAAGAGCGGCAGCACCAGCUUGAGUUACAGCACGUCCAGAAGAGCAGUGUCAUAA
This is a messenger RNA of Chelmon rostratus (copperband butterflyfish), 3672 nucleotides long. RefSeq names its product arf-GAP with GTPase, ANK repeat and PH domain-containing protein 1-like. Bases 1 to 3672 code for a protein of 1223 amino acids. The record is from RefSeq and is a predicted model, not a curated record. The transcript has 19 exons. Lineage: Eukaryota; Metazoa; Chordata; Actinopteri; Chaetodontiformes; Chaetodontidae. Gene Ontology annotation, molecular function: GTPase activator activity; GTP binding; GTPase activity. Gene Ontology annotation, cellular component: nucleus.